Drosophila mauritiana is the source of this 1942-nucleotide messenger RNA. RefSeq lists its product as uncharacterized. Gene Ontology annotation, biological process: glycolytic process. Gene Ontology annotation, molecular function: pyruvate kinase activity; potassium ion binding; magnesium ion binding. The transcript has a single exon. NCBI's taxonomy places the organism in Eukaryota, Metazoa, Arthropoda, Insecta, Diptera, Drosophilidae. Gene Ontology annotation, cellular component: cytoplasm. The coding region runs from base 147 to 1862 and encodes 571 amino acids. The record is from RefSeq and is a predicted model, not a curated record.
AAAGUUUGUACUCACACUCUUUGUUUUCAUUCCCAUUAUUCGUUUUCUUGGAUCUGAUCUUCUUCUUGGCUGAAAAUCAGACAAGAUUGACACAGAUUGCAUUACAAAUUGUGAUUAAAGUAUACUUAAAUUAACUGCACGCCAGGAUGCCGAUUAACCAGAAAGAGGUAACGCCGCAAUUAGACAGUCAGACAGGUGAGGAUCAGGGGGAGGAGGAGGAGCAGCCGGACGACGAGAAUCGUCUGGAGAAGUUUACGGUGCGUCUUAAUGGACAACAUGACCUGGAGCAGCGUUUAAAGGAUUUUAAAGCGGCAUGCGAGGCUCACGAGAAGCACGCCAGACGGCGAAAGCGGAAGCGAUACUACCAUUUGGGUCUUGUGGCCAAGCUGGUGACGGAAACCACUCACGACGAGCUGCGACGUAUGCUGGAAAAUGGAACCUACACCUUUCACGUGGAUACGGUGGGCAACAAGCCCGAUGAACUGAAAGCCAUUUUGGACACCAUGAACAUCGCCAUUUCGGCGCAUUCUGCAGAGAGGGAACUACGUCUGACAACUGGCCUGGCCCUGGAGAUUAACGGCGAGUGCUGUCGCGUUGGCAGGCUGCGGAACAACUGCACCGUGAUGCUGGCACGAGGUGGAGUGGUCACACUCACCACGGAUGAGUCUUACCGCUACAAAGGCUUUAAGGAAAUAGUGUACGUGAUCAAUCUGCGGUGUUAUCUCGCCUCCGUUCAGUUGGGCGAUAUUGUGCUGAUCGGACGCGAAGUUAGGGGUAAGGUGGUGAAGACACUGCGGGAAGCACUAACCGUGAUGAUCAUAGAUGCCGGUCUGGUAGCCUCCUACGACUUUAUAGAGCUCCCUAGACAGUGCCACGCUCUGGAUCCCGACCUAUAUCCCGAUCUGUACAUGAAGGACCUUGAGAUGGCCGCGUCUUUGAAUGCCAACUAUGUGGUUCUGCCCAAGAUACGAUGCAAGAGCUUUCUGCGUGCCGUGCGGCAGACCUUGAACUCCGAUUUCAACCUAAAGUUGAUCGGAAUGAUAGAUUUCGAGUAUGUGCGGAGCAACAUGCUUGAUUUGCUAGGCAUCAUAAAGCUGGUGGACUACAUUUGGAUACCGGACAUGUUCAACGUAAACUGUUGCGUGUAUAACUACAUUAUGGAGGACGUGCUUCCCAUUUCGCAGUGCCAAAAGAAGCCAGUAAUUGGCACGGUUCCGCUGGAGCGUUGCAGCGAUUUUAAGCGAUUUGAGUUGCACGAUUUCCUGUGGAAGGUCGACGCUAUUCACAUCCAAAAAAGUCCAUGGUGCAACAAAUAUCCGCUGAUAGUCAAAAAACUGAUGCCCAUAAAAGAUUACCGUGUUGGCGCAGUCCAGAAUAAGAUGGUACUGAAGAGCAUCCUAACCUCAUACCAGACCAUAGUGAAUUUUAUAAUCCGCACAAUUAGCUCAAUUGAGUGUCAAGCCAUAUUUUUGUUCACCACUUGCGAGACCGCCAGCGUGGCCCUUUCGCGCAUUGAGAUCUAUUGCCCAGUAUAUGUGAUGGUGCCGCUGGAGGAGACAGAUGAUGCGGAAACCAUUACCUGCAAGGUGGAGCUCGCUCGUGCGCUUCAUUUGCGCCGUAACAUGCACCCGGUUCUUUACACUAAGGAUCUCAACGAGUGCAGCUACAGUCCUAUUGAGUUUGGAGUGGACUUUAUGAGGAAGAAGGGCUGCUUGGAGGUUGGAGACUUUGUCGUUACCCUGGAGGUGGGCAAAGAGGAUAAGGAUAACGUGGUCAUCGGCAUAGGAGAGGAUAUUUGCAUACUGCGGGCAUUCUACGUGUCGCCACUCUUUGCCUGCGAGAAGUUUAAGUACGGUGGAUAACUUUACGGCGUGCAGUUGUGCAGAUUACACAGAUAAUUAACUCUAAAUUAAAUGUAUCUUAUGCCAACAACUCACUCUUU